GAAACUGAACGAGCGACUGCAGCAGGACUCCGAGCAUGGAGCCUAUAACGUCGUGGAGCGAGGAGAGAGUCUGCGAAUGGCUUCAAGGUCUGGAUGCCCCUUUGCAUCAGUACCCGGUCUCGGAGUGGCAAUUGUCGGGUCUGGACCUGCUCCAGUUGACCUCUCAGGACCUGGAAAAGUUGGGAGUCCAUAAGAUCGGGCACCAGGAGCUGAUACUGGAAGCUGUGGAGAAGCUCUGCUCUCUGACGUACGGUAUAGGUGGGGAGAACCUACGCGGUUUGACAGAGAAGCUGCGUGCUGUUGCCCACAGCCUCCAGAUGGGCAUCCAGGGCCGAUGGCGACACAAUAGCUACGAUGGACGGAGCGCCAUCAAGCUGCCUCCUGGUGUCCUGCAGGCUGUUGUGGAGCUCAUCGCCUCUGCCAAAGGACUCUUCUCUUUGCUCAACAGGUAUCAGUUAUCCCAGCUCAGUGGAUACAGCACCAGCAAGAACAUAUACAGCUUCUGCAGGGAGCUGGGAGAAAUUGUUCACAAGGAUACCACAGUCUAUGAAAAGGAAAAGGACAUCAUCCCUGUGUGCCGUCAGUUGGUGGCAGUGUGUGAUGAGAUCCUGAACUCCAGCCCCGAAGCACUUCUUACCCACACUGCUCAGCUCCAGAGUGUCGACCUAGUGCCUGUGUCACCUGGCGAUCAGCUGGGUAUUGAGAUAACUUCCACCGGCUCCAUUAACCACUACGUGACCGGAACUGCUGCUGAGCCUUCAGCUGAUGCCUAUGUAAAGAUCAUCGCUGGUGAUGAAGUGAUUAAAGUCAAUGACCAGAUAGUGGUGGGCUGGAGCCGAGCUAACCUUGUGAAGAAGCUACGGGAGAAUCCCAGUGGAGUGACUCUGGUCCUCAAGAAGAUCCCUGGGUCAGUGAGGCGCGGAGACCAACAGCUCUCCUCUACACAGGGGGACGAGGAGAAAGAAGAGAGGUCAGAGGAGGAGGAAGAGGAGGAGGAGGAAAAGGACGAGGAGGAGAAUCCAAGGAACUCCAUAUUUGAGAGGGUAGCAGCUUCUGUCAGGUCCUUAUCUUUUAGGAGAGCAGUUCAAGGGCCAGAGGUAAAUCAGCAGCCUAUGGGACAGGAGGAAUCAGAGUUGGCUUUUGACAAAGAGCUAGAGGGGAGCCUGACUCUCACUUCAUAUCAAAACCAACAGGGGGGGUUGUCACCACUGUCCGCUUCAGGGGACUUUGAGAGUUUUGAAAGUUCAAGGGUUUCUCCAAGCAUCCAAAGAGACCGCUCACUAUCACCCAGAAGUCAUUCGCCCCUGGGAUCACUCAGGAGCUCUUCACCUCAGGGAGUCAACCAGGAAACAGCAAGCAUCACCUCCUGCCCUGAAAUGGUGGGACACACGGGAAAUAAGGACUCAAAGAAAGGUUCUACAAAAGGAAUGACGACAGCUCUGAGUCGGCGUCGUGUGUCCUGCCGUGAACUCGGUCGCCCCGACUGCGACGGCUGGCUGUGGAAGAAGAGAAAGGAUAGCAGUGUCUUCAUCGCCCAGAAGUGGCAACGCUUCUGGUUUGUCCUCAAGGGGCCAUCUCUUUACUGGUACACCAGCCAACAGGACGAGAAGGCAGAGGGUCUUGUCAAUAUAGCAAGCUACAACAUAGAGAGCGCCGGAGAACACAAAAGAAAAUAUGUGUUCAAAAUGUGCCACCAGCGAUUUCAGAAUUUCUUCUUCGCUGCCGACAACGUCAGUGACAUGAGCAAGUGGAUUAACUGUCUUAUUACAGCCAUACAGAAGCACAAGAAGUUCCAUACGGGCCCAGAUAGUGAAGAAGAAUGUUACAGUGAGACUGAAUCGGAGAGCGAGGCAUCUCCCUCUCCCCGCAGGAAAAACAAGAAGGUGCAGUCCAACACUCUGCCUCGCCCCAAGGGGAAGACAAACAAGGUGCUAUUGUCAAGUCCUACGACAGGGGGCAGCAAAGGUACAGGUGGCGCAGUAGAUGAGAUGGGUAUGAUGUUAAACAACAUAAAGGAAGGAGGAGUUUCUCUGAUCGGCCAUGAACAGCCAUUUACGCACGACCACUUCAGGAAAUCGUUCAUUCGACGUAACAAGAACCCUGUUAUCAACGAGAAGGCGCACACUCUCCGGGCCCUGCAGAGCACUCUGAAGGCCAAAGAAGCAGAACUGCAGCAGAUAAACAAGAUCCUGGAGGAAUCUGAUCUCACAGCCUCUAAGUACCGUCAGUGGAAGGACCACAACGAGGAACUAGUUCAAGAAAUCGAAAGACUGGCCAGACUCAGGGCCUCCAAAGGAGGGGACGACGCGGCAGCACAAGACACGCCUGCUGAGAAGGUUGCCUUGGAAACGGUAGCUAAGGAAACAGCCACCGCAGAGACAAAAGGUGCAUACAGACUGAGCCUUAGCGAUGGAGAGCAGUUAGUGGACGCGGAGCUGUCUGAUGUUCUCCUGGAGAUCCCGCAGGGUUCUCCGACCACAGAGUCCAGUCCAGUGUUAGAACUCUCUCUGGGAUCGCUGCAGGAAUCAAUAAACAAACAGCUAAGUGAAAUGGUGGAGAGCGGAGAAGCUGCAGAGAACUACUUCUACAUUUAAGGCCACGCUGGAACGAUCACACCCCUGCAAAGUUGCUCUGUUUACCAGAAUUAGACAAACAGAAGAAGUGUGAGAAAGUUGUAUUUCACUUGGGCCUCACUUGCUGACAUUCACCAGAGACGAUUAGUUCAAAUUGACAUUAAAUCAGCUCUUUUAAUCAAGUAUGUCAGUGAAAUGGAUCAGUGCAGAUUUGUUUGCCUUUUUUUUAAAGCAAGCAAAUUUAGACCUAGACUUGCUCCACAACACAUUUGACAAGUUUACAACAGAGAAAAGAACAAUUUGCCAAGUCUCAAUCUGAGUUCAGUAUAUAUUUAUGGGAUUCUAAGGCUGUCUUGUUCCUCUAAUGAUAAACAUUUUUAGAAGAGAUUUUUCUUAGAAUUCUAUGAGAGUUUGUAAUAUAAAUCAUGCCUCUUGUAAUGUGAUAUGUAAAUACAGUUUUACUAUAAAUACUGUAUGUAUUUGUUUAUUGACAUUACCUUAAUAAAGGUAUACAGUUGAAUAUUUUGCACAUAAAAUGUACUUCAGAAACACUUGUGAGUUUUUUGAGUCUUGUUAGCCCAUGUGGAGAACACUUUACUUUACCACAAACUGUGUGUGUUUGUGAACCAUAUGGCAGAGUGCCUCAUUUCAGAACUCUUGUAUAUAAUGGUUCAGUGUUCCUUGUUGCUCAAGUCUGCCAUGAAUACAGCAAAACAAGCAAGGACUCCUCAAGGCUCUGCUCCUUUUCACUGUAACACUCGUUGGCUUAAUAAAAAGGGAGCGUGAUGAUCA
This is a messenger RNA of Thunnus maccoyii (southern bluefin tuna), 3365 nucleotides long. It is a transcript of the gene cnksr1, whose product is annotated as connector enhancer of kinase suppressor of Ras 1. Bases 36 to 2594 code for a protein of 852 amino acids. The transcript has 21 exons. The record is from RefSeq and is a predicted model, not a curated record. Gene Ontology annotation, molecular function: protein binding. Lineage: Eukaryota; Metazoa; Chordata; Actinopteri; Scombriformes; Scombridae.